This is a messenger RNA of Trichomycterus rosablanca, 570 nucleotides long. RefSeq names its product glutathione peroxidase 9 (gene gpx9). Lineage: Eukaryota; Metazoa; Chordata; Actinopteri; Siluriformes; Trichomycteridae. The record is from RefSeq and is a predicted model, not a curated record. Gene Ontology annotation, molecular function: glutathione peroxidase activity. Gene Ontology annotation, biological process: response to oxidative stress. The transcript is spliced from 5 exons.
AUGGCAGCUAAUUCAGUUUAUAACUUCAUUAUGGACUCCCUGGAUGGGGAAGCUGUUUCUCUAGAAGAUUUCAGAGGCAAAGUCCUUCUCAUCAUCAAUCUGGCAACCUUCUGAGGCUCCACUGCUGUGCAGUACCACAGAUUGAACACACUCAUGGACAUGUUUGGUAGUGAGAAGUUCACCAUUCUUGGAUUCCCAUGCAAUCAGUUUGGACUUCAGUCACCUGAGGACAAUGAUGAGACUUUGGAAAUCUUACGCUGUGUAAGACCAGGCAACGGUUUUAUCCCAAAAUUUCCCAUCUUCAGUAAAAUUGAGGUUAAUGGGCUAAAUGAGGAGCCUCUGUUCUCCUAUAUAAAGGAGUCCCUGCCAUCUGUAAACCCUUUCAUUGGAGACAUGAAGAAACUUUUUUGGUCUCCAGUAAAAGUUAGUGACGUUCGUUGGAACUUUGAAAAGUUCCUUGUUACUGCAGAAGGUGUUCCGUACAGACGCUAUGACCUCCAAUGUCCAUUUGAAGAAGUGGAGAGAGACAUAACAAGACUUCUCAUCCCUAUGACAACUCAGCUUACCUAG